Molecule: messenger RNA, 1770 nt
Organism: Microtus ochrogaster (prairie vole)
Lineage: Eukaryota; Metazoa; Chordata; Mammalia; Rodentia; Cricetidae
Gene: Pcbp2
Product: poly(rC) binding protein 2
Exons: 16
Coding region: 136-1254 (372 amino acids)
Molecular function (GO): RNA binding
Source: RefSeq, a predicted model, not a curated record
GGCCUCCCGCCCUUCCCCUUCCCGCCCGCUCCCCUUUUCCCCUCAGUCGACUCGCGCCUCCAGUGUUGGCAUUCACUCCCACCCGUGACCAAAGACUUGACCACUCAAAAGUCCAGCUCCCUGUAACUACUAGACAUGGACACCGGUGUGAUUGAAGGUGGAUUAAAUGUCACUCUUACUAUCAGGCUACUUAUGCAUGGAAAGGAAGUUGGCAGUAUCAUCGGAAAGAAAGGAGAAUCUGUUAAGAAGAUGCGCGAGGAGAGUGGUGCACGUAUCAACAUCUCAGAAGGGAAUUGUCCUGAGAGAAUUAUCACUUUGGCUGGACCGACUAAUGCCAUCUUCAAAGCCUUUGCUAUGAUCAUUGAUAAACUGGAAGAGGUGUGUGUGUGUGUGUGUGUGUGCUUUGUAUUUUCAACAAAUAAAACUGGGAAGUUGAAAUCUGAGAUUGGACCCCCAGUUACCUUACGGCUCGUGGUCCCUGCUAGUCAGUGUGGCUCUCUCAUUGGAAAAGGUGGUUGCAAGAUCAAGGAAAUAAGAGAGAGUACAGGGGCUCAGGUCCAGGUGGCAGGGGAUAUGCUCCCCAACUCAACUGAGCGGGCAAUCACUAUUGCUGGCAUUCCGCAAUCCAUCAUUGAGUGUGUCAAACAGAUCUGCGUGGUCAUGUUGGAGUCCCCCCCGAAGGGCGUGACCAUCCCGUACCGGCCCAAGCCCUCGAGUUCUCCAGUCAUCUUUGCAGGUGGUCAGGACAGGUACAGCACAGGCAGCGACAGUGCGAGCUUUCCCCACACCACCCCGUCCAUGUGCCUCAACCCUGACCUGGAGGGACCACCUCUAGAGGCCUAUACCAUUCAAGGACAGUAUGCCAUUCCACAGCCAGAUUUGACCAAGCUGCACCAAUUGGCAAUGCAACAGUCUCAUUUUCCCAUGACCCAUGGCAACACCGGAUUCAGUGGCAUUGAAUCCAGCUCUCCAGAGGUGAAAGGCUAUUGGGCAGGUUUGGAUGCAUCUGCUCAAACUACUUCUCAUGAACUCACCAUUCCAAAUGAUUUGAUUGGCUGCAUAAUUGGGCGUCAGGGCGCCAAAAUCAAUGAGAUACGUCAGAUGUCUGGGGCGCAGAUCAAAAUUGCAAACCCAGUGGAAGGAUCUACUGAUAGGCAGGUCACCAUCACUGGGUCUGCUGCCAGCAUCAGCCUGGCUCAGUAUCUAAUCAAUGUCAGGCUUUCCUCGGAGACAGGUGGCAUGGGGAGCAGCUAGAACAGUGCAGAUUCACCCAUAAUCCCUUUCUGCUGUUCACCACCACCCAUGAUCCAUCUGUGUAGUUUCUGAACAGUCAGCGAUUCCAGGUUUUAAAUAGUUUGUAAAUUUUCAGUUUCUACAUACUUUAUCAUUCACUCAUGAUUUUUUAAUUAAAAGCGUUUUAAUUCUUUCUCUGUUCAGCAGUUACGCUGAGAUAUCCAUAUUUAGUUUUAUAAGCUUCUCCCCCCCUUUCCUUUUUUUUUGGGGUUUUUUUGGCUCAUGAAUUUUUGUUUGUCAUGGAAAUGUAAGAGUGGAAUAUUAAUACAUUUCAGUUUAGUUCUGUAAUGUCAGGAAUUUUUCAAAAAAAAAUUAAAAGAUGGACUGGAGCUUUUUCUUUGUGAAUAGAAACUGGAUGCCACAGUGACUUAUGUGGGUGUUAUUCCUGUCUUGAUGUUAUUUUUAUACCUUUAAACCUUCACAGAGCCCUGGCUGGGUUUGAAUAGAAUUAAGAUUUUCUUCUGUUUUACCACUCCA